UGAAUUCUCUGUUCCAAAAAGCCUCCUUUCCUUUUUAUGUAGUUCACGCCUUGAAAAAUCCCUCAGAAAAAGCUAACAAAUUAAAGACAAGAAAAAAGAAAAAGAAAAGAAAUAAAUAAUGUGAGCUAAAAAAGCUGAGCUGCUACUUUUAGAUGUUCGUUUGUUGGGUUCUGUAGGGAGGAAUUUUAGUUUCGAAGUUUUUUCUGUCUCUUUCUUCUCCUUUCUCUCUCUCUCUUAUUUACUUGGAUUUUAAAUGGGUCGGUUUGUGUCGUUGAGAAAAUUGAUUGAUAUUUUCUCUCUCUCCUCAAAAAUGUGAAUUUCGUCAACUUGUUUAGCUAUUCACACUCUUUUGUGGGUCUUUCAGAUAAGUGUUACCAUUCUUUCCUGCCCCCUAAAUACUCUGAAAAACCAACCCAAAAAAACCCAAAUACAAAAGAAAAGAAAACACUUGAUCUGUAUUAUAGUGGCAAUUAAUUAAUAUAUAUUUUAUUAUAGAGCAGAGAUUCGAUUGAUUCCGAAUUAUCUGAAUUCGGAGACAAGGUUUAUUGUUUUUGUUUAAUUAUUGAGGUGGUGAAGAAUUGGAGAAGAAAGGAAAAGAGGAGAUCAGAUGAGGGGCGGAUUGAGUGCGAUCCAGCAAACCCUAACGCCGGAAGCGGCGAGUGUUUUAAGCCAUUCGAUCGCGGAAGCAGGGCGGAGGAACCACGGACAAACAACCCCUUUACACGUGGCAGCCACUUUGUUGGCAUCGCCGACUGGGUUUCUCCGGCAAGCGUGCAUACGCUCACACCCGAAUUCUUCUCACCCACUACAGUGUAGAGCUUUGGAGCUUUGCUUUAGUGUAGCGUUAGAGCGGCUACCAACGGCCCAAAAUGGAGGUGGUGGUGGUGGUGGUGGUGGGUCUGGGCCUGAACCGCCUAUCUCGAAUGCUCUUAUGGCAGCGUUGAAGCGAGCCCAGGCUCAUCAGAGGAGGGGUUGUCCUGAGCAACAGCAGCAGCCUUUGUUGGCGGUCAAAGUUGAGCUGGAGCAGUUGAUUAUUUCUAUACUAGAUGAUCCUAGUGUUAGCCGUGUCAUGCGUGAGGCGUCCUUCUCCAGUCCUGCUGUUAAGGCUGCCAUUGAGCACCUCGUUAGCGCGCAGGCGCAGCCUCAGCCUCAGCCUCAGCCCAAUUCUGGUUUCCGCCCCGGACCCCCUCCUCCGAGGAACUUGUAUUUGAAUCCCAGAUUACAACAGCAGCAGCAGCAGCAGCUUCCCCUACACCAGCAAGGACCUAGAGUGGAUGAUGUAAAGAAGGUCAUUGAUAUUCUACUCAAGUCCAAAAAAAGAAACCCCAUUCUUGUAGGCGAAACCGGUCCCCAAGAGGUUGUCAAGGAAGUCCUUAGGAGAAUUGACAACGACGAAAUACACAACGGGGUAUUGAAAGGUAUCGAGGUCCUUACUGUGGAAAAGGAGCUUGGUUUAGAUCGGGCGCAAUUGCCUAACAAGCUUAAAGACUUGGGGGCUUUAAUUGACAAGAAAAUGUUGCUCAAUUGUAAAGGGGGGAAAGGCGUACUGCUUGAUUUGGGAGACUUGAAAUGGCUGGUUGAUCACCCGGCUAAUCAAGGGAUUUCGGAAGCCGCUCGAGGGGCCGUCACCGAGAUGGCCAACAUUUUGAGGAACUUUGGGGAAGGGAGUCAAAUUUGGUUUAUCGGGACAGCUACUUGUGAGACUUAUUUAAGAUGCCAAGUUUAUCAUACUUCAAUGGAGAAUCAAUGGGAUCUUCAGGUUGUUUCUAUUGUGGCUAGACCCCCUCUUACUGGGAUGUUGCCUAGGUUGGGAUCCAGUGGAGGAAUUUUGAGCAGCUCUGUCGAGUGCUUAAGCCCAAUGAAAGGCUUUCCGAUGCUUGCACCUUCUUUAACUAGACGGGUUUCUGAGAAUCUGGACCCGUCUCGAAGAUUUAGCUGCUGCCCACUGUGUACGGAGAAGUAUGAUCAGGAGCUAGCAAAGCUAGUUGCAGGGCAGACAGAGAAACAACUUUCUGAGGUUAAAUCGGAUGCUACUCGACAGUCAUUGCCCCCAUGGUUACAGAAUGCAAAAUUGAACUCUAAUGAUACCGUCCAGAGUAAGGAGCAAGAUAUGAUUUCGAGACAAAAAACACAAGAAUUGCAAAAGAAAUGGAGGGAGACAUGCUCGCAACUCCAUCCUAGUUUUCACAUCGGCUCUGAGAGAAUCGUUCCAUCACCCAUCUCAAUGACGGGAUUAUACAAUCCAACUCUACUUGGCCGCCAACCUUUUCAACCCAAAUUACAGCAACAACACAGAGACCUUGGGGAUGGUUUGCAACUCAACAUCACUUCUCCACUAUCCCCUCAAAUUAAUACAGAAAAUCUUACAAGCAAACCAGGGAGCCCGGUGAGGACUGACCUUGUUCUUGGCUCAACAAAGAACAUGGGUAUAGAACAAGAUAAUUCCCAAAAGGACAGCCUAAAAGACUUCCUCGGGUGCAUAUCAGCAGAACCCGCUGAGAAGCCUGUGACUGCUGUUCCAGAAGACAUAGACUCGUUCAAGAGGUUGCUCAAAGGUCUGAUAGCGAAGGUAUGGUGGCAGACAGAUGCAGCAUCUGCUGUAGCAGCUACCAUAACACAAUGUAAAUUGGGGAAUGGGAAACGGCGAGUUGGUGGAUCAAAGGGUGAAACAUGGAUGCUUUUCUCGGGUCCUGAUAGGACUGGAAAGAAGAAGAUGGCUGCUGCUCUAUCCGAGCUUGUUUGUGGUGUGGGUCCCAUUCUAAUAUCCCUUGGUUUAAGACGUGAUGGUGAUGAAUCAGAUUUGAAUUUUCGUGGUAAGACUGUGAUAGAUAGAAUUGUAGAUGCGGUUAGGAGAAAUCCGUUUUCGGUGAUAAUGCUGCAAGAUUUUGAUGAGGCCGAUAUGAUAGUCCGAGGGAGUAUCGAAAGGGCAAUGGAGAGGGGAAGGAUUUCUGAUUCCCAUGGCCGAGAAAUCAGUCUCGGUAAUGUCAUUUUCAUUGUUACAUCAAGUUGGGUACCAGAUAAACUGAGGAACUUAUCUGAUGGUGUGGUUGCACUUAAUGAAGAAAAGAUGGCCUCCUUAGCUAGUGGUGGUUGGCAGUUGAGAUUAUCAAUAGGUGAAAAGGCCACCACUACAGGAAAAAGGUCCCCCAGUUGGCUGAAUGAUACGGAAAGGGCAACAAAGCAAAGAAAGGAGAUAGUGGGACCGGGACUUUCUUUCGAUCUCAAUCAGAUGGCUGACAUAGAUGAUCGACUCGACGGGUCCCACAACUCGAGCGAUCUUACAGUUGAUCACGAAGAGGAGCAUGGACAUGAAAACAGAGGAUCCCCUACAACCUCAUCAGCGGCACCGAACGAGCUGCUGAAAUCUGUAGAUGUGGCUAUUCUCUUCAAGGUGGUUGACUUCAAGCUAAUCAGGCAAAACACUGAGAGGUCUAUAUUAGCAAAAUUCUCAUCUAUUAUUGGAGAUGUGUUGUCAGUCAAGAUUGAGGGUGAAGCCCUAGAGAAGAUCUUAAGUGGGAUUUGGUUAGGACAAACCACAUUAGAAGCUUGGAUAGAGAAGGCCUUAGUACCAAGCAUUAGCCAACUCAAAACAAGGUUGUCAUCGUUGUCUUCUCGGCCUUCCGAGGGCAAAAUGGUUGCUCGGCUUGAGCUAGAUCAAGAAUUAGAGAGCCGGAAUCAUGGUGAUUGGCUACCGGGGAGAAUCUCAGUGGUAGCGGAUGCAUAGUAAAAGUUAUGUGGGUUAUGGGUGUAUGUAGGAGAGAUGUAUAUAUACUUGAAAAGUUAGACUUUUAGCGGGAUAUUGUGGCAUUGUUUGGGUAUGUAGGAGAAAUACAGUUGAGGGAAGACCAUUACAGGGAUACUAUAGAUGGUCACAAGAUAAUCUUUAGUGCUAAAGUAAUAUGGUCUCUCUUCUUAUUA
This is a messenger RNA of Beta vulgaris subsp. vulgaris (sugar beet), 3918 nucleotides long. Its product is annotated as protein SUPPRESSOR OF MAX2 1. The coding region runs from base 608 to 3724 and encodes 1038 amino acids. NCBI's taxonomy places the organism in Eukaryota, Viridiplantae, Streptophyta, Magnoliopsida, Caryophyllales, Amaranthaceae. The transcript is spliced from 3 exons. The record is from RefSeq and is a predicted model, not a curated record. Gene Ontology annotation, molecular function: ATP binding; ATP hydrolysis activity.